UUGAGAUCUGAUAAAAAAGAAAACUAAUGUAAAACAGUGUAGGAAGUGCAGCUGAAAAGAACAGAUGUAUUGAGAGAGAGCAGAUAAUAGCGUUGGGGAUAAAGCUUUAUCAAACUCUUGAAUCCUGAUAUAUAUCUUCAGGUUUCCAGAGUUAAGAAGUCGUAAGAGCUGUGUUCUUUGCAAAUCCCACCCUUAUUAAACCAAUAUUCAUCUUCCUCAAAAACUCAAACCAAAACCUUUAAAUCAUUACAUACCUCCUUACCAUAAACGACAAGAGAAAUGGUGAAAAGACCAUAGGAGCAGACCUGCAACCAAAGAGAGAGAGAGAGAGAGAGAGAGAGAGAGAGAGAGAGAGGUCUCCAGAGUUCUAUUGAAAGUUAUAUAAAAGUGUGUUAAAUUUUCAAAGAGAAUUCUUUAUGACGACACUUGAUCCCUGUAAGCAGUUUGCAUGCAAAUUGCAAAAGUGUCUGAACGAUAAUAUCUACCAACCAUCUCGUUGUCAAGAAGUCAUAGAGCAAUUAAGAAUAUGUUGUACUAAGCAUUCUAAGAAUUCUGUAGUUUGCGAUGGUAUAAAUAUUACUAAACCAUACCAACAUAAUACUGUUGACUUUGUACGAUAAUUGGUUUGUGUGUAGUAUUUAGCAAACCAAUUUACGACUUGUGUGUAGUAAGACCAACAAUGAAUGAAAUACAAAAGAAAAAAAGCAAAAAGAACAAAGUGCAGGCUCCUAAUUCAGCAUAAAACCUGCGGAAUUCGUCA
Messenger RNA from Odontomachus brunneus, 760 nucleotides. Its product is annotated as cx9C motif-containing protein 4. Gene Ontology annotation, cellular component: mitochondrial intermembrane space. The record is from RefSeq and is a predicted model, not a curated record. NCBI's taxonomy places the organism in Eukaryota, Metazoa, Arthropoda, Insecta, Hymenoptera, Formicidae. The transcript has 3 exons. Bases 417 to 620 code for a protein of 67 amino acids.